Messenger RNA from Polyodon spathula (Mississippi paddlefish), 1026 nucleotides. RefSeq lists its product as uncharacterized. Bases 70 to 690 code for a protein of 206 amino acids. Gene Ontology annotation, cellular component: lysosome; late endosome; phagocytic vesicle. The transcript has 5 exons. Gene Ontology annotation, biological process: phagosome-lysosome fusion; endosome to lysosome transport. Lineage: Eukaryota; Metazoa; Chordata; Actinopteri; Acipenseriformes; Polyodontidae. Gene Ontology annotation, molecular function: GTP binding; GTPase activity. The record is from RefSeq and is a predicted model, not a curated record.
AGGAGGAGUCUGGCUGCAUUGACCGCUUGCUGCUGUUGCUUCUUCUUCUUCUUCUUCUUCUUGGGAGUCAUGUCGCCCUGGGAGAAGGUUCACCUCAAAGUUAUUUUACUUGGACACUCUGGGGUGGGGAAAUCGUCCUUCAUGAACCAGUUUGUGAAUCACCGCUUCACCAACCUGUACCGCUCCACCAUCGGGGCGGACUUCCUCACUAAGGAGAUCACCGCGGACGGGAAGAGCGUCGUUCUCCAGAUCUGGGACACGGCCGGUACAGAGCGGUUCCAGUCCCUGGGGCUGGCGCUCUACCGCGGCGCUCACUGCUGUCUGCUGCUCUUCGACGUCACGUCCUCUGCUUCGUUCCGGGCGCUGGACCUGUGGAAGAAAGAGUUUCUGAUCCAGGCCGACCCAGCUGAUCCCGGACACUUCCCGUUCGUAGUGGUCGGGAAUAAGAGCGACUUGCCCAAGCGAGAGGUCUCCGGCAGACUGGCCCAGGACUGGUGCCGGGAGAAUAACGCAGAAUAUUUCGAAGGCAGUGCUAAGGAGGCGGUGAACGUCGACAGAGCGUUUCAGAGCGCGGUGCGACGCUCCCUGCAGUAUCACAAGGACAACAGCCCAGAACCUGCCUUUGAGAGUUUCCAACUGUCCUCCAAAAUUGAGCCAGAGGAGAAACCUGCCAAGCAGUGCGCCUGCUGAGUGACCGGCUUCAAAACAUCACCCCCUAUCUGUGAGGAGGGGGGAGAGCGAGAGAGAGGGGAACAGACUUCUUAUUCACAGUAGCAGCUGGCACACUUCGCCACGGGGUGACGCACACACAGCUUCUAAAACAGAUACGCGCCUCUGCAUGGGGCUAUUAAAAAAAAAAAUAAUAAUAAAAUGAUUUCAUUGCACCAAUUCAACCUCCUUCCAGCCCCUGAAGCAGCUCAACUUACCCGUUAAACCUGCCUGCCCCUCCAGGACCUGGUCUGAGUGGAGAAAUCGUACACAUGCAUGCAUGGAGAUUAUAUAUAAAUAAUAAAAUUAAAACACGUU